AUGCGCUGCGCCAUACUUCUGUUCGCCUUUGCUGCGGCAUGUGUUCAUGGUCAAUCCCAGAGUUCUGGGUAUGAGGCUGCUGAGCUGUCUCAACCUGCACCCCCGGCUCCUGUUAGCGCAGAUGGUGGAGAUCAGCAAGCAUACAAUACGGACGGUGGCUCAAGAGGAGUUCCUCCUGUACCUUCAAGUGCAGGAUUUCCACCCUCACCUCCUCCACCUCCGCCACCGUCAUCACCUGCUCCUGAGAGCUACACAAGCUCUGCAUCUCCUGCUCCAAUUUUAGAAACGUCUAGCGCAGGAAGUGGAGACGCUUCUGUUGGAGCAGUAAGCCAAUAG
This is a messenger RNA of Cylicostephanus goldi, 336 nucleotides long. Lineage: Eukaryota; Metazoa; Nematoda; Chromadorea; Rhabditida; Strongylidae. The record is from the annotation of a GenBank genome assembly.